AUGCAGCCUCGAGAAACCUUACCAUAACAAAGAGCUUCGGCAAAAUAAUAGGAUUUUAAAAAAUAUAAAAGCUAUAGAUUCACAAUCUCGAAUCAAAUGAUGAAGCGUAACCCGACGAAAUUUUUAUAAGAGAUGAAGAGUCUCAAACAAAAUAUUUAAUAAAGUACUUUGAGAAGUUUAAAAAAUUUUCAACCUUACGAAAAUAAAGAAGAUAAUUCAUCAGAUUCUAGUGAUUAUAAUAAUGUUGAUGAGAAGCCUGAUCCUUUAGAAGGCAAAAUAGGAGUACCUAAUUUGAGUUUUAAAGAAGGCUUUUUGAUUACACUUGAAUAAUAAGAACAAUAAACACAUAAUUCUUCUGAUAAAAAUAGCUCCAAGGGUGGAUAAAAGUAUAUGUUAAAGAAUAUAAAAAAAUUAUAUGGUGAUUAAAGUUCAAUGAGUGAUGUUAAUUCUUAAGAACAAUUACUGGAUAGAAGACAUGAUAAUUUCCCUCUUAAUGAUUAAAUCGAAGAAUUAGAAGUCUAACAUGUUGAACCAGUGGAUUAAUUUUGUGAAGAUCUUACUCCAAGAAUAUUGAAGAAGUAUUAAAAGUAUAAAGAACGAAAUCCAUUUGAAGAUCCUUAUUAUGUAGUUUUGACUCCUCUUCAUGGAUUAGAAAGGUUAAAGCAUGAAUUAAAAGUAAUUAAAUUGGUUUAGUUUAGAAUUACAAUGAUCAUCUCAAUUUCCUGAAACUUAGAAAAUUCAUUGUUUAUUUAUGUUUGUGUAUACCAAUGUAUUUCUAGAAAAUAGUAGAUAGCUACUUUUUUAAAAUUAUAAAUGGUAUUUGGAUUAUUUGUAAUCUAACUCUAUUCACUUUAAGUAAUUCCAAUCCUCCAAUCACAAAGGAAUAGUACAAAUAAUUUAUUUUUUAUUGUUUUACUAUUGAAAUAUUUAUAAGGAUCUUAGCUGCUGGAGGUAUUUAUCCAACUAUUCAUUUUUUGUACAAUAAAGAAGACAUUUUUAAUCUAUCUUGUACACUAAUUAGUUUUCUUCAUUACUUUUAUCCAACUUUUAUUCCUUUCGAUCCUACACCACUAAGAAUAAUUACAAUCUUAUUAUAUUUAGGAGAUGGCUUAUUAAGAUUAAAAUAUAUGUUGAUAGCUUUAAAAAAAUCAUUAGUAUUUUUAGCUGAAGCACUCUUUAUUCUUUUGAUUUCUGCUUUAUUCUUUUCUAUUAUUGGAGUAUCUUUAUUCUAAGGAUUAUUUAAUUAUAGAUGUUAACCAAUAAAUGGAGAUCCAAUAGAGGAUUGGAUUCAGUGUUAUUAAAAUAGUUGUCCUGAAGGAAUGUAAUGUAUACUUUCAGAAGAAACUCCUAAGUUGCCAACUUCAUUUAAUAAUAUAUUUUUUUCACUUGGAUAAAUUUUAAGAACAAUAACAAUGGAUGAUUGGAGUUGGGUUAUGUUUUUUACUAUGAGAAUAUUUCAUCCUUGGAUUUGGAUCUAUUAUUUAUUAAUUAUAUUUGUUUGUGGAUUUUUUUCAAUCAAUUUGAUGAUUGCUGUUCUAAAAAUUCAUUAUUCAGAAGCAACUAUAGAAUGUGAAGAAUUUGAAAAGUUAGCUUAGCAAAAAAAUGAUCAUAGUUUAUAAAGAUAAGAGAUGUUCUUAAGUAAGGAUGUUAUUUCUUAUUUUGAUUUAUCAUUUUUGCGUUAUAUAGGUUUUUAUACUGUGUUAAAAUAACAUAGGCACUUGAUAAGUACAAAAAAACCUUUAAAUGAAUUAAUUGAAGACGAUUUUAAACCAGAAAAAACUAAUCAAUAAUUAAGAAUGCUAUCCUCUAAAUAAAAGAAGAUUUUAGAUGAAGCAAAAACAGUAUUUUCAAUUUUAUAUUUAUUAUAGAAACUUAAUUAAAAUUCUAUUUGGAAUAAGUUUAAGAAUUUUUCACUUAAAAAUCAACUAUUGCCUAAGUUUAAGGAACUUAAAAAAGAAUAAAGUCUAGUAAAUAUUAAAUUAUAUUCUGAUGAUCCUAUUGAGAUUUCCAUUUUAUUGAAAAUAAUAGAAUAUAAUUUUACUUAAUUAAACAAUUCUGUAAAUUAUCAUGUGGAUUAGAAAUAUAACAGUUUAAAGGAUGUCUUUGUAUAGAAGAAAAGGUAUUUAUGAGCUAAUUUGCUAGAAUUGGACAUAAAGAAAAAAUUAAAAUGUAUUAUCAACAUUUUUUAUCAGCAAAGAAUUUAAAAUCAACUAUGAGGCAAUAAUCUGAUUUUUCAAUUAAUAGAUACCCAAUCCAUAAGAGUACAAGAAGAAUAACUAUUUUAAGAACUUUAAGUAAAAAAGAUGAUAGUCUAGAUGUUGCCUCUCCUUAAAUUAGGAGAAAAAAUAAUGAGAUAUAAUCAAUAAUCAAUGUGAAAGCAAAAACUUAAAGAUCUAAUCCCUUUGAAAUAAUAAAUAAAGGCCGAAAAUUUAUUUUAAUUUAAGGAUAUUAUGUUGAUUAUGAUUUGGUAAAGGAUAAAAUUAAUAUGAAAAUACCAAAAUUAAAACAAGAGUUGGAAUCUAAUGAAGAGGUUUAUUAAUAAAUAUUUGAGAAAGAGAGAGAAUAAAAAAUUAUAAAAACUAAAAAUUGGUCAGGUAAUAAUGUAUUACUAAUGAAUCCUAAUCGCUUUUAGAUGUUUGAUGAAAUAUUCAAUAGUUUAAAUAAUUUUAAUAAAUUGAUAUGGAUGCCAACAAUAGGAGGGAAACUAUUAAUAUUAAGAAGAUAUACUCUUAUACUAAUAGAUAAUUAAGUCAAUUAAUUAUUUUUUGAUUUGAUUAUAUUGAUAAAUUUUAUUUUCCUAUCUUUAUAUGGAAUUGCUGAUCCAAUUAUUAUAUCAAAAUGUGAAGAUACCUCAACUCUUUUUUUGUUGGUUGAAAUAAGUUUACAAAUGUUUACAUAUCCAUUGCAAAGGUUUUUCUCAAGCAAGGAAAAUAUAUUAUAAGCAAUAAUAAUGAUAGCAAGUUUUAUAGAGUUUAGUUUUAGUGAUUAUUUAAAUUUAACAGAAUAAGAUUUGAGAUUGAUAAGAGGUACAAAAUGCAUUCUCUUUUAUAGAUGUUUAAAAUACAAUUAGAUGGCAGUAUUGAUAGGUAAGAUUGCAUCAAUAACAUUUAAGUAAUAUAUUUACUUAACAAUUUUCAUGUUUAUAAUUAUUACUAUAUACGCCAUGAUUGGAAUGGAUUUAUAUGCAGGUAAUUUAGAUUAAAAUGAUUCUUUGGGUUAAUUGCAUUCAUUUGAUAAUUUAUUGAAAGCAAUGAUGACGAUUUUUAAUAUAAUGACAAAUGAUGAUUGGUAUGGAGUAUAUGUCAUUGGUUCAGAAAUUAAUACUGUUGCUGCUACUAUAUACUCAUUUUCUAUGGUGAUAAUAUUAAAUUAUUUGACAUAUGGAUUAGUUUUAGCGAUAUUGCUUGAUGGAUUUGGGAGAUAUUUGGAUGAAAAAGAUGAAGCUGAUUAGAGUGAUAAAUAAAUUUUAGAACAUUAAAUGACAUGCUCAGAAGAUGCAGAUUUAUUUAAUGCAGAAAUUGAUUCUAGUAGAUAAUUUAAAGUUAAGUCACAAUUUUUAUCAUAAGCUCAAAUUUGUGAAUUAGAAGAAAAAGAAUAACCAAAAAUAAAAGCUGAUUUAAUGGAAAGUCUUUUGAUAUCUUUAAGUAUUAUUAUAUUAGUAUAUUAGAGUAAUUAAAUAAGUAAGUAAUGAAAUAAAAUCCAAAAUUAUUUUAAGAUAUUUAAUGUGAAACAUCUCUCUAUUUGUUUGAAAAAACAAGUAAAAUAAGAAUAAUAUGUUGUAAUUUGUGUACAUCUUUAGCAUUUUAUUGGUUUACAAAUUUAGUUUUAAUUUGUUCAAUAUUUGUAAUGAUAAUUGGCACUUAUCAUGAUUAUGAAUUAGAGAGGAGUUAAUAUCCAUAUAUAUUAUUGAUGAUUUUGAAUUUUUUUAUGUUAUUAGAAGAUGUUAUUUGUAUAAUUGCAAAGGGUUUAUGUUUAGAUAAAGGAUCACAUAUAAACUAUUCGUGGUAAUUGAUUGAUUUAAUUUAUCUACUUGGCUUUUUUAUUAAUAGUGAUUAGUAAAAUCCAAUAAUAAAAAUAUGUUUAUUUCUUGGUCAUUUUAGACCAAUGAAAUUGAUGUAUAGAAUUAAAUGGUUAGAUAAGAUAAGAGCAGCAUUGGCAUAAUCACUUUUUGAUAUGUUAAAGAUAUUAUUAACUUUAGUAUCAGUAUGGAUUAUGUUUGGAGUAUUUGGAAUCAUUUUAUAUGAAAGCUAAUUUGGAUUUUGCAAUGAUAAAAUGUCAUUUGAUAUUAAUAAAAAUGAAUGUAUAGAAUCUAAUGGAAAUUGGAUUAAUUACAAACACAAUUUUGAUAAUAUUACAAUUGCAUUACCAACCUUAUUUGUAGUAUCAACUUUUGAUGGUUGGGGUGAAAUAAUGUAAGUAGCAGAAAACAGUAGACAAAGUAGAUUUGGACCAUAUCCAUUUGCUACUUAUAUUUCUACUUAUGCUUAUUUCAUAUCUUUUUGUUUUGUAGGAUCUAUGUUCUUUUUAAGUUUUUUUACUGGAACUCUCUUUUCUAAAUUAAGAAUCAAUUAAUAGAAGAUAGAAAUGUAGGAUAUUACUAAAUUUCAGAGAGAAUUUACAGAAAUUGCUCCAAUUAUUCUCAAAGAUAUUCCAGUUUUUUCAACUCCUCCAACUAAUGUAUUGAGAAGAUUAGCCUCUUUUAUUGUUAGUAACACUCUAUUUUAGAAAUUUAUGUUUCUAAUGUUAUUAAUAGAUUUGAUUUGUCAAUUGUAAUAUUAAUAUGAUAUGGAUGUUGAAUACAUCACAAAUAUUAAUAUAAUUUAAAGGUUUAUCAUAUUCUUUUAUGCAUUAUGGAUUGGUCUUCUGUUUAUGUCAUUAGGUAUUAAUAGAUAUUUUGACAAUAAUUGGAGAAGAUAUUAUACAGUUCUUAUUGUUAUAUCUCUUUGUGAUUUAAUUGCAGAUUUACAAAAUGGUUGGGUAAUUGAAUAUUUUUAAUCAAAUGUAUUUACUCCAAAUUAUCAAUUAUUGAGAGUAGCGUUUAUGACUAGACAAUUACGUCUUUUAGUAAUAUUUCAAGGAUUAACAAACUUAUCAAGAUUGAUAAGAGUGAUGGGUUUUGCUAUUCCUUUUUUAGCUAAAAUAAUAUCAAUUCUUAUAAUCACUAUGAUUAUUUAUGCAUUAAUUGGAUGUUAAUUAUUUGGUAAAAUAAUCGAUGGUGCAGUGAUUGAUGAUUACAUUAAUUUUACUAAUUUUGAAUAUGCUUUAUUAGCAUUGUAUAAAUGUGCUUCAGGAGAUGAUUUUAGAACUAUAAUGACAGAUACAAUGCAUCAUAAUCCAUCUUGUCCAGAGAAUCCUGAUUGUUGUGGUUCAGAUUUCAGUUAAAUCUAUUUUAUAACAUUUAUGCUAUUUUCAAAUUAUGUUCUUUUGAAUUUGUUUAUUUUAGGUUUAAUUGAAUAAUUUGAGGAAUUCUUCUAAGUUCAAAAUUCGAUGAUUUAAACUUAUGUUGAAGAAAUAGAUAAGAUUAAAACUGCUUGGUGUAAAUACUCAGCUGAAACUAAUGGUUAAAGUAUGCAUUAUAAAUUUCUUUGUCGAUUCUUACUUGAUAUUGGUUAACCAUUAGGAGGAGGAAAAGAUGAUAAUUUAUGGGAUGCAGCUAAAAUAGCAUCCAAAUUUAAUUUAAGAUGGUAUUAUUUUAUAAUUAAAUAGUGAUGCUUGUGGGUAUAUUCAAUAUAAUCAAUUAUUAUAUUAACUAUUUAGAAGAUGUUAUCAUGAAGAAGUAUUCAAAGAUGGAUCAUAAGAAUCUAUACAGAAUAUGAAAUAAUUCAAUAAAGAAAUGCAAAUACGUUUAAUUUACUAUAGAAGAAGUAAGAAUUAACCUAGAACUAAUAUAAGUAAAUAAACUUUAUAAUUUAAAUCUAAUUUCAACAUUCUCCAUGAUUAUUUGAAUGUUUUAAUUUUAUUUAAAACUUGGUAAUCAUACUCUUAAUUGUUGAUUGAAAAAAUAAUUAGUAGAGAAGUCGAUUAUACAGAAAGUGAUGAAAUUACAUUAGAUGGCAAUAUCUAAAAUAAUCCUUAAUAGUAUUUUUUUUUUCUUCUAUUUUAUUUUAGUUGGUAAUAAGUUCAAAAUGAUUUCAUAAAUGAUGGCUUCAGUUCUAGAAGAAGAACAACAGAUAUUAAAUUAUGUGAAGAGGAAUUUACUGGUCAUCAUGUAACACCAUAAAGUCAAGGAUCUUUAAGAGAACCUUAAUUACCUAUAUAUUAGACUACUCUUUAAUAAGAAACUGAUAGAAUAUUUGGAGGCUUUGAUGAAAAUGUUAUUUUAGAUUGCAAAGAAUUAAAAUUAAAAAAUUGA
Molecule: messenger RNA, 6352 nt
Organism: Paramecium sonneborni
Lineage: Eukaryota; Ciliophora; Oligohymenophorea; Peniculida; Parameciidae
Source: the annotation of a GenBank genome assembly